UUUUCAAGUGUCAAAAAUACGUGACACUUCUACAGGUCCGUCAUAAAAAAAGCCACAUCAAAACCACCGUGAGACGUUGAGAGAUAUAAAAAACCAUGGGGUCCAAAAUCGAAUACGUGGAAUCGUCGCACAUGUAUGCCACUAACUACAUCCGCAAUUCAAAAGCUAUCGGUGUACUUUGGGGAAUUUUCACCAUAUGCUACGCGAUUAUCGGUGUCGUAGCCUUUGUGACACCCGAAUGGUUGGGAGAUUUGGAGCACGAAAAUCCGGGCAGAUUUGGCCUUUGGACUAGAUGUCACUACGGCGGAAAUGGUGAACUUGGAGAGGAAUGUGAGGGCAGCUUAGACAACUUAUACUCUAUUGCAAGCGUGCCUUUUAGAGUGAGCACCAUCCUUGUUGGAAUCGCUGUGAUAAUCGCCCUUUUGUCCAUAUGUGCAAUGCUUUUGUUCUUCUUCUGCCAGAGUACUACAGUCUUUUACUUGUGCGCUUGGAUGCAGGUAGUUUCAGCUGUCUGCAUGGCAAUUGGCGUUGCAGUUUAUCCUUUGGGCUGGGAUUCUCCUCAGAUUCGUGCAGUUUGCGGUGCAACUGCUUCCAGGUACAAUCCUGGCGCCUGUGCGGUGAGAUGGGCUAUUCCUUUGGCCACGAUUGCUGCUCUAGAUGCUGCGACCUUGGCUGCCCUCGCCUUUAUCUUGGCUUCCAGGCACGUCAGACUUCAGCCGGAGCCCUUCAACAACGGGUCAUUAUACAAAGGCGAAGUGAAUCCAGGAUACGUAAACGAGGCACAGAGCGUCGCUGGCUCCCGGAAGUCGUUGUCUCUUAGACCAGUACUCCUAGUUGCUCCGCCAGAACAAGAUCGGUACAGCGAACUCUCGAGGGCGAAAUCGCACUCCCAUCACAGCCUCUAUUCCCCAGCACCGUCACAUCCUGUUCACACGAUGUCGACGAAUACCCUCAGCCACUCCCAGCACAACUUUCAGCUCUGAUUCCGACGUCACGUCCACCCGAUAAUUAAUCAGUAACUUUGACACUGUCCGACUGACACGAUUUUUUUUUCGAACACGCAUCAUACCCUGAAAUUUACCGCAAGGCACUAUUGUAUUGAUUAGAUAUUCAUGCCACGGUUAUCUUCAAGCGAAACCAUGAGACGUGGAGUGGAAUUUCUAUUUACUAUUCAAGCUCCGUGAGGGAGAAUGAUCAAAAGAGGGAUGUGAAAUCGAGGGAAGCAUUAAUUGUGUGCGAUAAUAAUUAUAUACCUACGUAAUUAAAUUAUGAG
Diprion similis is the source of this 1273-nucleotide messenger RNA. It is a transcript of the gene Lhfpl, whose product is annotated as LHFPL tetraspan subfamily member 3 protein. Gene Ontology annotation, biological process: sensory perception of sound. The transcript has 5 exons. The record is from RefSeq and is a predicted model, not a curated record. Gene Ontology annotation, cellular component: plasma membrane. NCBI's taxonomy places the organism in Eukaryota, Metazoa, Arthropoda, Insecta, Hymenoptera, Diprionidae. Bases 96 to 983 code for a protein of 295 amino acids.